UGUCAGCACUGCAUUCUGGGUAAACUGUCCCCAAAAUUUCAAGAACGCAUGCGUGCGUUAGGUCCUUCCUUUUGCCUCGUUGCCUCCGAGAGAGCAAGAUGGGUCAUCAGCAACUGUACUGGAGCCAUCCGAGAAAAUUCGGCCAGGGGUCUCGUUCUUGCCGCGUCUGCUCAAACCGGCACGGUCUGAUCCGGAAAUACGGCCUCAAUAUGUGCCGCCAGUGUUUCCGUCAGUACGCGAAGGAUAUAGGUUUCAUUAAGUUGGACUAAGUGGACUUCCAUGAAUGGGUCAUUCCAGACAUCUGCAGAAACAGUGCUAGCUCUUUGUAUAUAAAAUAAAAACUUCAAUUAUGAGUGUUUUAUUGAUUGUGAAUGGAAGUCACAUGAUCAUAGAAAUCUUUUAAAAUUUUGCUGUUAUCUUCUCAGUGGAUUGAUCUUCAAAAUUUGUGGCCUGUUUACCCCUGGUUAUAUAAAAGUAUUCAUGUUGAACUCUU
Messenger RNA from Pteropus alecto (black flying fox), 493 nucleotides. It is a transcript of the gene RPS29, whose product is annotated as ribosomal protein S29. The transcript is spliced from 3 exons. Gene Ontology annotation, biological process: translation. NCBI's taxonomy places the organism in Eukaryota, Metazoa, Chordata, Mammalia, Chiroptera, Pteropodidae. Gene Ontology annotation, cellular component: ribosome; cytosolic small ribosomal subunit. Bases 99 to 269 code for a protein of 56 amino acids. The record is from RefSeq and is a predicted model, not a curated record. Gene Ontology annotation, molecular function: structural constituent of ribosome; zinc ion binding.